UCACUCAAAUUCAAAAUCCCCAAAUCUCUGAAACCCUAACCUUCUCUUCCCCUACCUCUCCGCCAUGGCUGACACUGCAAUUUCCGAGAUCCCCAACACCAGGAAGUCCAGGAAGCCGCUGAAGGCCAAGACCCCAUCGACGAACGAAGCCAACAUCCUGGCCGGAAUUGUGUCCGAGGCCGCCGUUCCGAGCCCGAUUCCAACAGAUCCAGUGAAGGAGAACCACGAGAGCCUCUCGAAGUCUCGAACUUCGCCCAAGAAAGCCGCCAAGGCCUCAAAGAAGCAGUCGAAAGCGAAGGAGACGGCGCAGUCGAGCUUCGAGAAGGACUUACAGGAGAUGGAGGAGAAGCUUCGGGCUAUGAGGCUGGAGAAGGAGAAGACGGAGGAGCUUUUGAAGGAGAAGGAUGAGAUCUUGAAGAUCAAGGAGGAGGAGCUCGAGUCGAAGGGAAGGGAACUCAAGAAGUUGCAGAAAUUGAAGGAGUUCAAGCCUACCAUGGCACUCCCAGUUAUUCCGUCACAGAAAGACAAGAAGAAGAAGGGUGGGCCUGAAAUGAAAAGGCCGUCGCCUCCUUAUGUCCUAUGGUGCAAGGAUCAGUGGAAUCAGGUCAAGCAAGAGAACCCAGAGGCGGAGUUUAAGGACAUAUCAGCCAUUUUGGGGGCUAAGUGGAAGAAUGUCACCGCGGAAGAGAAGAAGCCUUAUGAAGAGAAGUACCAAGCUGAGAAGGAAGCCUAUUUGCAAGUGAUGGCUAAAGAGAAACGUGAGAGUGAGGCGAUGCACUUGUUUGAGGAGGAGCACAAGCAGAAGACAGCUAUGGAGCUGCUUGAACAGUACAUGCAAUUCAAACAAGAAGCAGAAAAGGAUAACAAGAAGAACAAGAAAGAAAAGGAUCCAUUGAAACCCAAGCAGCCAAUGUCUGCGUUCUUCCUGUUCUCAAACGAGAGGCGAGCAGCCCUGAAUGCACAGAAAAUAAAAUCUGUUCUGGAGGUUGCAAAGAUCACCGGUGAAGAAUGGAAGAAUAUGACAGAGGACCAAAAGGGUCCAUAUGAAGAGAUGGCAAAGAAGAACAAGGAUAAGUAUAUGCAAGAAAUGGAGGUUUACAAGCAACAGAAGGAAGAGGAAGCUGCCAUUCACAUGAAGGAAGAGGAAGAGAUGAUGAAACUUCAGAAGCAUGAAGCCUUCCAAAUGCUCAAGAAGAAGGAGAAGACAGAGAACAUAAUCAAGAAAACAAAAGAGAUUGAGAAGAAGAAGAAGGAAGAAAAGAAGGUUGUUGAUCCCAACAAGCCUAAGAGGCCUGCAUCCUCAUACAUUCUGUUCAGCAAGGAAGCAAGGAAGAAUCUGAUGGAGGAGAGACCUGGAAUCAAUAACUCCACCAUAACUGCUCUUAUUUCAGUCAAAUGGAAGGAAUUGAAUGAGGAAGAGAGAAAGGUGUAUAAUGACCAGGUUGCUGAAGCAAUGGAGGCUUACAAGAAGGAACUGGAGGAAUACAACAAGUCUGUUGCAGCGUCCAUCCAAGACUGAAGGCAAUGUUCAAGUGCUAAUGAUGAUCAUUUAGAGUAGUGAAAGCCCAUCAUUUUGAUGGCAUCAGCUGAUGAAUCUAUCUGUAGUGUAAUUCUCAUUUUU
Molecule: messenger RNA, 1621 nt
Organism: Argentina anserina (silverweed cinquefoil)
Lineage: Eukaryota; Viridiplantae; Streptophyta; Magnoliopsida; Rosales; Rosaceae
Product: high mobility group B protein 13-like
Exons: 9
Coding region: 65-1519 (484 amino acids)
Molecular function (GO): DNA binding
Source: RefSeq, a predicted model, not a curated record